Molecule: messenger RNA, 1061 nt
Organism: Zingiber officinale
Lineage: Eukaryota; Viridiplantae; Streptophyta; Magnoliopsida; Zingiberales; Zingiberaceae
Product: myosin-15-like
Exons: 4
Coding region: 168-404 (78 amino acids)
Source: RefSeq, a predicted model, not a curated record
GCAUCAUCCAUUGCUUAGCGUUUCUACAAUGGAAGAAUGUCUCUUGGAGCUAUUUCAAGGAAAACACAUGAAGCAAAUGCAAUGAUCAGGUUAGGAGGGAAGUCAGAUUUUGUAGAAGGUGGUGAGGUCAGUUUAUAUGGAUCCCAUUUGAUGGAGUCCUCUAAUUGAUGUCAUUAAUGGGUAUUCUCCAACACUUCCUCAUCUUAAGGGUCUUCAAAAUGGAGAUACUGCUACUAGCAGUUAAACAGGAUGCUGAAAAAUACAAGCUUGACCAUCCAAGCUGCUUCCAUUACUUGAAUCAGAGAAAAUUGUAUGAGCUUGAAGGAGCAAGUAAUGUUGAAGAAUAUUUGAAGACAAGAAAGGCAACUGAUAUAGUUGGAUUCAGUUUAGGCUGCCAGGUCUAGGCACCACGAAGCUUGAAAAGAGAUUAAACAAGCCGUAACAAACAAAUGACAAUACUGAAGCCACUUGAAUGUUUGGGGCCAUAGCUACAAGCAACAUCCCUAAGUAAACUAAGUAGAGCAUCGUGUAAAAUAUGUAAUAGAACCAAAAGAACUUGGAGGUUGUCCAAAAGUAACCAAUUGAUGGAUACGUAACAAUCAAAUAAAUAGUUACUUGUAGAAGCUCGUAGGGGAUCUCAAUACUCACCUGAAAGGUAAAGUUUUAUCGUAAGGAAACAUUUAAACUUACUAAAAUGCUACUAAAGUUGAUAUUCAACCUGUGCGAGAGAGUAGAUCCAUGAGGAGUACAUUCCUAUAAAUUUCUCCCGGUAUACCACAGUUCUCUCAAUUGACACAAAUGGUAAAACGAAUGAGCAGUUGUUUAUUCCAAUAAAGAUUGCGGCAGAAUAUGAACAGAUUUUGUUGAUUGACAUAUAGAAAAUAACUAGCUAUUAUAAACUAAAAGAAUAGUAAAUUUCAAAGAGAAGACAAUGAUACCAAAUUGAUUGAGUCUCGGCUGCAUAAUCUUUUAAUAGUAAUUCUAUUAUAAGGUAAGAGUUUGAAUCUCGGUAAAGUUAAAAAAAAAAAUCCUCUUGUACUGAUUAACUAUUUACCUCCUCA